GUGUCCAAAGGUGCCAGGAAGCAAGCAGAGGAACCAGCAUGCUGCGCACGCAGUCGGCGUGAAUCCUAACCACCCUUCCCGAGUCUGAACCCCCGUCGGCACAAUGUUGAAACUCAAAGUUAGGCGCGCCGUCGAGCCGGACCAGUCUCUCUGUGUUCACUCUCUCGUAAAGAGAGAUAAUAAAAGCGCAAUCUGAUAUGGUAACUGGCAUGGUAAUGGCGCGAAACACUUGACUGGAAGACGGCGGUGCGACGCGUUCGCCGCGACGAUGCGACCGACGUUCCGCGCUCAGAAACACCGUCGUGAUCGCGAAAGAUCGCAUUUUCCUAAUUCCGGGCACGAGCUGCUUCCUUAUGAAUGCGUACGUCACUUGGUGAAGUAAUACCGCGGAAACAGCUGGAACAAUGUACGGUAUGCUGUUGGAGAGUGUGCAGCACUUCGUGCAGUUAGAAUACGGCGAGGAUGUGUGGCUUCAGCUCCUGGAAAGAGCUGAUUGCAAACAUAUGGUUUUCAACACGCGACAAACGUAUCCCGACGAGCUUAUGACCAAUUUAGCUGCUGCAUUAGCCGAAUACAAUGGCGAAUCCGUGGAGAAUGUAAUGCAAUUCUUUGGGAAGUGUUUCGUUAGAUUUUUUAGCAACUUAGGAUAUGCCUGCAUGAUAAAAGCCACUGGUCGUUAUUUUUGUGACUUUCUACAAAACGUCGACAAUAUUCACAUGCAAAUGAGAUUCACGUAUCCACGUAUGAAAAGUCCUUCGAUGUACACUACACACGUCGACCCACAGGGUGUAGUGUUAGUUUAUCGAAGCACUAGGAAAGGAUUUACACACUAUCUUAUGGGUCAGUUAUUUCAAAUAGCCAAAGAGCUUUACGAAACAGAUUUAGUUAUACGAGUAUUAGGAAGUUCAAACAAUAUUCCUGGUUCCAGAAGCGUAAUGGUUAAGUUUAGAAUUGAUUUCGACAAUCGUGAAUACAUCGCAAAGAACAACAGUAUGAAAACUCCACUUGGCCGUGAAUUGGCACCGGUGUCAGUAUCGUUCCUUUUACGUCUUUUCCCAUUUGGAGUAGUAAUCAACAAGGACAUGAGAAUAUUGGGGGCCGGUGAUAAACUGCUGCAAGCAUGGGGUGGCAGUACGUCCAUUUUGAAUAAACACGUCACGGAUGUUUUUAAGUUCCGUAGGCCUAAAGGGAUAUCUUUCACAUGGGGAAAUGUGAUGUACUUGCAUUCUGUGAUGUUCGAAUUGGAGCUGGUCAGAUUAAACGAUAACGAUGGUUCAUCUAACUCAGACAAUACCCCAAGCACCAGCUCGGGAUUGGAUAGGCGAGGCAGUCAAGGAGCCAGAAGCAUACUACUGAAAGGUCAAAUGAGAUAUAUCGAGGAUCUUAAAGCAAUUAUUUUCUUAUGUAGUCCCCUAAUUAACAGUUUAGACGAAUUGCUUAACAUGGGCCUGUACCUGAACGACCUAAAUCCUCAUGGCUUGAGCCGUGAGUUAGUACUCGCCGGAUGGCAACAUUGCGGAAGAUUAGAGAUGAUGUUUGAGAGGGCUGAGCAGAGAUCGACCGAAUUGGAAAACAGCUACGCGUUGUUGGAUCGCUGGAAGAAUAAGAGCGACGAGCUUUUGUAUUCCAUGAUCCCACAGACGGUUGCUGAUCGAUUACGUGCUGGAGCUUGUCCUUUGAGCACUUGCGAGUCAUUCGAGUCUAUUUCCGUGUUAUUCUGCGAGCUUUGCGACUUCGAUUACUCAACGAUCGAAGGUGCAAUGGACAUUGUCUCGUCGAUGAACGCUGUUUUUUCUUGUUUCGACUCGCUGAUGGAUGAAUUUAACGUAUACAAAGUAGAAACAGUCGGCCGGGUCUAUAUGGCAGCCAGUGGUGCGCCGGAUAGAACGGAAAAUCACGCGCAAAAUAUCGCAGACGUUUCGCUCCAGCUGCUGAAACACGUCCGAUCCCUUAAGUUACCUUCUGGUGUCGAUAUUCAAAUUCGUAUAGGGAUCCAUUCUGGACCAGCUGUAGCAGGUGUAGUUGGCAUCAAAGUACCUAGAUAUUGCUUUUUCGGUGACACUGUGAAUACUGCUUCUAGGAUGCAAACGACUAGUCUGCCUGGAAAGGUGCAGAUCUCAUCGGAUGUGAAAGCGUUAUUACCACCGGAUCGGUAUUACGUUGAAUCACGCGGAUUGGUUUGGGUCAAGGGUAAAGGUAACAUGGAAACUUAUUGGUUAUCCGACAAAGUAGACACGGACGGUAAAUCGACCGAGCAACAAGCUACUAAACCAGAAGGACUUCUAGUCACUGAUAUUUAAAACGUGGUCAAAUGGCGAAUUAGAUAAUUCUAAUUAUUUACUAAUCAUAUUUCUUUUUAUGGUUUAAUGAUUGGAUCCCUCUUAGUUAAAGUAUCCAUUCUAUUAUACAAAAACUGAGGGAAAAUAAAGUUUUAUUAUUUUCUUUGUGCCAUAAAUAUUUUUCCCUUUUUUAUUCAUUCUAAGAUAUUCAAUUCAAAGAUUUUAUUUCGUAAGACCCUGUGUAUUGUAAUUUUAUUUGAAAGAUAAAGAAACACAAGAUAUUUAUUUCAAAUAUAUUUUAAAAAUAUUUCAUAUUUUGAAAAAAUGAAAAAAUACUGCAGAGGAUAUUCUGACUAAAGGGGACCGUGUUAGGAACAAUCAGAAUCACUUUAUUGAUGUGCAAUCACGUGUGCAAUCGACAUAUUGAUUAGAUUGUUUUAGUUUUAUGGUGAUGUAUAGAGAUAUGAUAGUUCGUGAAUAAUCGUAGCAUAUGCGUUUACUAAAAUAUUUUUUAGAUGUUACUCGUUCAUAGAUUUCAAUGUUAUUUAAUGUAAAUGUUUUAUACAAUGAUUCGUCGAAUGAUGUAAAAGAUACGGAAUUUAGUUACAAAAAGAUAGUAAACAAACUUUCUUUCCAUUUUAGUUAUUUCCUCCCUUUUUCCCUUUCUUAUUUCCCUCGCUACCUCCGGUAUAUUAUAGGCUUAAGAGACUGUUUGCUGAGCUAAGCUUCCUCAAUUGCUCUUUAUAUCCUUCCUCCCGCAACAUUUUCUUUUCUUUUUAUUUUCUUCGUUUCCACAUCAAUUCUUUCACUCCUAUAUCUUUUGUACCUUAUUUUUACUAUUAUUACCUUUUAGCUUCAAUAUUUUAAAAAUUGAUAAUAUUUUUAGUACAUAUUUAAAACAGUGUUUGUUGUACGGGAAAGAUAUACGCAUGGGUGUUAGACCUUAAAUGCAUGGUUUGUGUUAAAUAUAAUAAAACAUUUGGAGAUUAUCAACUUGUGUCUGAGAAUAUCACAGAAAAAUAAUUUUAAAGAAUUAU
Molecule: messenger RNA, 3316 nt
Organism: Bombus pascuorum
Lineage: Eukaryota; Metazoa; Arthropoda; Insecta; Hymenoptera; Apidae
Product: soluble guanylate cyclase 89Da-like
Exons: 13
Coding region: 405-2300 (631 amino acids)
Biological process (GO): nitric oxide-cGMP-mediated signaling; cGMP biosynthetic process; response to oxygen levels
Cellular component (GO): guanylate cyclase complex, soluble
Molecular function (GO): guanylate cyclase activity; oxygen sensor activity; heme binding
Source: RefSeq, a predicted model, not a curated record